Penicillium oxalicum is the source of this 3072-nucleotide messenger RNA. RefSeq lists its product as uncharacterized. The transcript has 6 exons. The record is from RefSeq and is a predicted model, not a curated record. Gene Ontology annotation, molecular function: nucleic acid binding. Bases 1 to 3072 code for a protein of 1023 amino acids. NCBI's taxonomy places the organism in Eukaryota, Fungi, Ascomycota, Eurotiomycetes, Eurotiales, Aspergillaceae.
AUGCCUUCCAAAGUAUCAAACAUGGUGACACUGGCUAUUUUGGCGAGCUUAAUAUUCUCAAAAGCUUUUGUACAGGCUUCAGAGAGAAGUACCGACCAUGUUACAGCAGCCUCGGCGGCUUUGCCGUCAACCUCGACGGGCAGCGUGACACACACCAUCCAAGUCGGAUCCAAAUCCAGUCCGCACGCUUACGUCCCGCAUAGUCUGUCGGCCAACCCGGGCGACAUCGUUGUCUUUGAAUUUUACCCGACAAAUCACUCCGUGGUGAAGGCAGACUUUGGAGCACCAUGUGUCCCGGCAAGCGAUGGUGUCUUCUUCUCUGGCAUGUUCGACAGCUUCAACCUCAAAGAUGGACAACUUGCAGGUCCACCGCCUACUUGGUCUUUGAUGAUUAAUGAUACUCAACCAAUCUUUUUUUACUGUACGGCCAUCGGCUCAUGCUUGGAGAACGGGAUGGUGGGCGCCAUCAAUCCCAAUUCAACGCAAACGUAUGAGACCCAGUACGAGAAAGCCCUCAAAUAUUCAUAUAUGCUGGUUCCGGGUCAGUCAAUGCCGGCUGAAGGAAGCGAGUCAUUGCCCAGCAAUUCGACAACAACAACAUCAGCAGCAGCAGGAGGCAGCGGCGAUUCAUCCGGCAAUGUGUCUCCUGAUAUAAGUGCGAGCGGAAACAAAGGAUUGAGCGGAGGAGUCAUUGCAGGGAUUGUCAUCGCAGCCGUGUGUUUUGUUGCGAUUUUGGUGAUACUGUUCUUUGUUCUGGGCCGCAACCGCGUCUACUCCCAGUGGAUGUCAUCGCAGGACGGGCGAACCGAGCGCACCGCCCGAUGGGCAAUGGGCAACAGCUUUGGCGCUCCAAAGAGUGAAGUCGAAUCCAAUACUACAAAGCCAUCAGGUACGGACAUGAAGUCGGUUGGGAUGCCUGAUGCCACGAACCAGUGUUAUCCGGCCCCAGGAUCAAUGUCUGGCGAUGCAGGAUCCGGGACUUAUCAACAUCCCAACUCGUGGAAUUGGAAUGGACAGCCGGCUUCGGUCUAUCUUGGCCAAAAAAAGGAAGGCAUUCCUGAAGCCCAGAAGAAGGCACUGCGAGCCUGGCACCGCGCUCAAGAAAAACGACCUACUCACGCAGCUUCUCGCGAGUGGUUUGAGCGCACAUUCAAUCGACGGCUUCCGCCGUCAACACUGUCACUGAUCUUAUCUUCCAAAUAUGCGUAUUUGGAUCUCGGCUCGGCGGCCAAGACCCAGCGGCAGCAACCUCCCCAGUGGCCAAUUCUGGAGGCGCGUCUGACGGAAUGGCUCAAAAGGGCUCGCGAAACGGGUGAAGUGGCCACGGGAUGCGAUUUGCAACAAGGCUCUCAAGGCUGGCUUUAUAAAUUCCGCCAGCGCUUUGAGAAGACUCUGGCCCAAGGACCGCAAAAUGAUGCCGCACCGGUGGUGCCUGCCAAUACUCGGCGGGAGCUGCAAGCCUUGCGCACUUUUGCGGGGGAAUUCGCCGAAGAGAACAUCUACAAUAUGGAUGAAACAGGCCUCAUGUGGCGCAAAGCUCCAUUUGACUCACUCAUAAGCUUGCCCAAUGAGCCCCGGAAAGAUCGGGCGCGGGUCUGUUUGAUUCUCUGCACUAAUGCCACGGGGGCUGAUCGAAUCCCACUCUGGGCAAUCGGUCAUAAGGCAAUGCCCGAAGCUCUUCGAACGGCCAACCUCAAGGCCAUGGAAUGUGAAUGGCGACAUAAUAGAAAAGCCUGGGUGGACAUUCAUAUCAUGUCCCAAUGGCUGCUCAUGUUUUACCAACACGUCGGUAGUGAACGACGGGUUUUGUUGCUGCUGGACGACAAACCCACUCACACAGCCGCGAUGGAAGCAACACCUCCGCCGAGCAACGUGCACGUUCAGUAUUUUCCGAUGAAUAGCUCAAGCUUGAAUGGACGUCAGCCCUUGCGACUGGGAAUCACUCAGCAUCUAAAGCACCAUUAUCGAAAGCAAUUCUUAAGCUACAUGCUUGCCACCUUCAAAUUAGGCCAGAGACCCCUCGAGACCAUCGGUAUGUAUCACACGCUCUCUUGGAUCACUCGUGUCUGGCGACAUGAUGUCCCUCAUGCGACAAUCUACAGAGGAUUUCGCAAGUGCUCACUCAUCGAACCUCAAACCGACUAUUUGCGUGCGGUCAGGUUACCAGACAUGACGCAACUGUACGAAAAGGUCAUUGCAUAUAACCAAAGCGGUCAUUCUAUCCAGCAACUCGAGGAAUGGCUCAAUCCCGGCGAGGAAGAGAUUGCCGAUGAGAUGGACGAGAAUCUUUGGCGCGACCCCAGCAUUGAUACGUCUGUACUUGAUGAAUCCAUCAAUCCACUUCCACCGCAGGAGUUGAUUCCAUCCCCGGAGGAUGCCCUUGCAGGCCUCCGAACGGCGAUCCGUUGGAUGCUCAAUCAGCCAGCGACUACGGUGGAUCAGAUCAAAUCGCUGGAGGCAGUGGAAAAGGUUAUGGAGCGAAAGAUUCAAAUGGACGCUCACCAAGAGCAGCAAUAUCCUUUCAAUGGGAAUACGACCCAAGAAUCAGCACAAACAGCCGUUCAAGCAUCCGCCUCUCAGCCACAGGUCGAAUCAUAUAGUCAACCAGUCACUCGCACACAAUCCCAAAGUUGGAAUCAUCCAAUAGAUCUCGCUAUCACCGAUCCACCCACACAAUCCUGGCACCCACCAACACGACCAGCCUCCCAGGCACCACCUCUUCCGCCAGGUCAACAACGUCUCCCAUCAUCCGGCCUCCAUACCAACCAAGCUAUUCAUCCGAAUCAUCCGCCACAACGCUUCCCAGUCUCAAGAUACUCCUAUCCACAUUCGACUUAUGCGUCCAAAGCGGUGGCCCCGCCGCCCGCACUAGGUCCCAAUAUGCCGCGUGCAACUCGUACCAUGAUCAGACCUUCAGCCCAAGGCCCGAUCCAUAUUCAAUCUGCAACUUCAUCCGAGGCAUCGACACCAUUAGAGACUAGGGAAACAUUGGGUGAUCAGAGGAGUGGGCAGUCUGAGGAGGGAUCGUAUCAGCCGUCGGAUGACGAAGUCUCAGACGCAGAAAUGACAUGA